Messenger RNA from Oncorhynchus keta (chum salmon), 4924 nucleotides. RefSeq names its product protein FAM186A-like. The record is from RefSeq and is a predicted model, not a curated record. The transcript is spliced from 2 exons. The coding region runs from base 1852 to 2793 and encodes 313 amino acids. NCBI's taxonomy places the organism in Eukaryota, Metazoa, Chordata, Actinopteri, Salmoniformes, Salmonidae.
UCAGGAGGGGAGUGGUGGGGUGGAUCACUUGCAAUAAUAAGAGAACAAUGCCUCGUCAUACGGUUACCGCACAGUCAUUAUUUUAGUCAUUUAGAAUUAAGAUCAUUUUUAAAUCCUAAUUCUGGUCGUCCUUAAGUCUGCAUUAUGGGCUCUGUAUCCAGCCUCAAUCCAUUUGAGUCACUGUUACUGUAAUCUGAGGUGGCAGCAGUACAUAUCAGAGUUCACUAUUACUGUAUUCUGAGGUGGCAGCAGUACAUAUCAGAGUUCACUGUUACUGUAAUCUGAGGUGGCAGCAGUACAUAUCAGAGUUCACUGUUACUGUAAUCUGAGGUGGCAGCAGUACAUAUCAGAGUUCACUGUUACUGUAAUCUGAGGUGGCAGCAGUACAUAUCAGAGUUCACUGUUACUGUAAUCUGAGGUGGCAGCAGUACAUAUCAGAGUUCACUGUUACUGUAUUCUGAGGUGGCAGCAGUACAUAUCAGAGUUCACUGUUACUGUAAUCUGAGGUGGCAGCAGUACAUAUCAGAGUUCACUGUUACUGUAAUCUGAGGUGGCAGCAGUACAUAUCAGAGUUCACUGUUACUGUAAUCUGAGGUGGCAGCAGUACAUAUCAGAGUUCACUGUUACUGUAAUCUGAGGUGGCAGCAGUACAUAUCAGAGUUCACUGUUACUGUAAUCUGAGGUGGCAGCAGUACAUAUCAGAGUUCACUGUUACUGUAAUCUGAGGUGGCAGCAGUACAUAUCAGAGUUCACUGUUACUGUAAUCUGAGGUGGCAGCAGUACAUAUCAGAGUUAUUGUAAUAAUCUCACAAGGAAGCGUUGCACAAUAAAUAACCAGACGACAAUAAUUUCUACUAGGUACCAGGUAGCUAGACCUCAUAGUGAAACAGAGAGAGGCAGUUUAAACUGACAUUUAAGAAAAACGAAACAAUAGAUAUUACGAGUUCAGUAAGGUGUCCUUAGUCCUGAUAAUGUUUCUUACUAGUUAGUAUAAUUCUCAACAAAAGAAAAUGGCUUAUUGUUGUUCAUGAGCAUUUAUUUAAUCAACCACUAUUUCAGUGUUGUUUCACAUUGAGGUUAAGAAAAAAAUAUGGCGUGUUUUUCCUUCCGUGGUCUUUUGAGCGUGGGGAUGGUUCAUUUUCAGGUGUAGUGUAGCAUGGAGCGUCAUGCACCACAAUGCAGUUUAUUUAUACACUGAGAGGUUGUGUGUUACUGCAAAGCAUGCUGGAAUCAAUAUGAAGAAAUACACUACCUUUUAGAAUCUAAGAAAUCAGACAUUACCCUCUCUCUCACGCUGUCCCUCUCUCUCUCUCCCUCUCUCACGCUGUCCCUCUCUCACGCUGUCCCUUUCUCACGCUGUCCCUCUCUCACGCUGUCCCUCUCUCACGCUGUCCCUCUCUCUCACGCUGUCCCUCUCUCACGCUGUCCCUCUCUCUCACGCUGUCCCUCUCUCACGCUGUCCCUCUCUCACGCUGUCCCUUUCUCACGCUGUCCCUCUCUCUCACGCUGUCCCUCUCUCUCACGCUGUCCCUCUCUCUCACGCUGUCCCUUUCUCUCCCUCCCUUUCUCUCACGCUGUCCCUCUCUCCCUCCCUUUCUCUCCCUCUCUCACGCUGUCCCUCUCUCACGCUGUCCCUUUCUCACGCUGUCUCUCUCUCCCUUUCCCACGCUGUCCCUUUCUCACGCUGUCUCUCUCUCCCUUUCUCACGCUGUCCCUCUCUCUCACGCUGUCUCCCUUUCUCACGCUGUCUCUCUCUCCCUUUCUCACGCUGUCCCUCUCUCUCACGCUGUCUCCCUUUCUCACGCGGUCUCUCUCUCCCUCUCUCACGCGGUCUCUCUCUCCUUCUCUCUCAUGCUGUCUCUCCCUCCUUCUCUCUCCCUCUCUCUCACGCGGUCUCUCUCUCCCUCUCUCACGUGGUCUCUCUCUCUCCCUCUCUCUCAUGCUGUCUCUCCCUCCCUCCCUCUCUCUCCCUUUCUCACGCUAUCCCUCUCUCUCUCCCUCUCUCUCAUGCGGUCUCUCUCUCUCACGCGGUCUCUCUCUCCCUCUCUCACGCGGUCUCUCCCUCUCUCUCAUGCGGUCUCUCUCUCCCUCUCUCUCAUGCGGUCUCUCUCUCCCUCUCUCUCAUGCUGUCUCUCUCUCCCUCUCAUGCUGUAUCUCUCUCCCUCUCACGCGGUCUCUCUCUCCCUAUCUCUCACGCGGUCUCUCUCUCCCUCUCUCUCACGCGGUCUCUCUCUCCCUCUCUCUCAUGCUGUCUCUCUCUCCCUCUCUCUCAUGCUGUCUCUCUCUCCCUCUCUCACGUGGUCUCUCUCUCCCUUUCUCACGCUAUCCCUCUCUCUCCCUCUCUCUCAUGCGGUCUCUCUCUCCCUCUCUCUCACGUGGUCUCUCCCUCCCUCUCUCUCAUGCUGUCUCUCUCUCCCUCUCUCUCACGCGGUCUCUCUCUCCCUCUCUCUCACGCGGUCUCUCUCUCCUCCCUUUCUCACGCUAUCCCUCUCUCUCCCUCUCUCUCAUGCGGUCUCUCUCCCUCUCUCUCACGCGGUCUCUCUCUCUCACGCUGUCUCUCUCUCACGCGGUCUCUCCCUCCCUCCCUCUGUCUCUCUCUCACGCGGUCUCUCCCUCCCUCCCUCUCUCCCUUUCUCACUCUGUCCCUCCGUCCUUCACACUCUCUGGUUUGUCUCCUCUGUGGUGAAUUUUAGUAAAUGUUAUUUAAUAAGUUACUUGUCAAUCCAGUUGUUGGUCUUUGUCGAAUCCAAACAUAAUCUGUCUGAAAAUCUGUUCAAGUCAGUUCUAAUGUAAUAAUUGGUUAUUAAUGACCUCCAUAUCCGGGCAUAGCCUAGUGGUUAGAGCUUUGGACUAGUAACCGAAAGGUCUGUCGUUCUGCCCCUGAACAAGGCAGUUAUCCCACUGUUCCUAGGCAGUCAUUGAAAAUUAGUUUUUUUCUUAACUGACUUGCCUAGUUAAAUAAAGGUAAAUAAAAUAAAUUAAAAUAUCCUGCCAUUGGGGUUGGAACUGGUCUGCGUUUCUCUCUUCCUGAAUUUUACUUCCCCCUCUCUGUCUGUGGCUCUGUCCUCCAGCUCUCUAUCUCUCUGUCUCUAUCUCUCUCUCUGUCUCUAUCUCUCUCUCUGUCUCUCCCCCCCUUUAAGUGUUGGUAAAGAGCAGCCCUCUGCAUCUCUUCAUAACAGAAUGAUGAAUGAGAAGUGAGGUGUAAUGGCAGACUGGAACCAUGUAGAUAACCGAGACUGUAGAUGUCUCAUGUAAUCCAAUCUGUUAAAGCUAUGGAUGUUGUGUCACUAAACCACCACAGUCUGGUGCCCAGUCUAACAUCUCUACCUCAUGUAGAUCUGAGAGGAUUGGAUGGUUGUUCAACUCUACUGAAUCAUCCAGAAGGCGACUGUAGGUGGCGCUAGUACCAUGUUUCUUAAACCCAUCAUGUCCUUUAACAGCAACACAAAAAGGGGGGUGAUUUUGGAACGGCCAACAUUCUACACCUCGGCCUAAAACAGGAAACAGACUGUUGGAUUUCCGUAGCCGUGUAAAAUUGAGCACUUGUUUCCAUGAGUGUUAUUUAAGGUUUCAACUGCGAUUUGGUAUUUUAUUAUUCUAUGGUACAAGUUUCAGCGGUUCUGAUAAGACACUCGCCCCGAGGGGACUCGUUUCAGACUUUCACACACACACACACACACACACACACACACACACACACACACACACACACACACACACACACACACACACACACACACACACAAAUGUCACUUGUUCGCAUGACUGUGAUUUCAGGAGGUUUGGGGUCAAUUCCACUUCUACUCCGUCAUUUCAGGAAGGUAACUGAAUUUCAACUUGUUCUCUGAAUUGAAAUGGACUUGACCCCAACCCUGAUUAACUCUUACCUGCAGAGCUCAAAGGGGGAUGUAUUUUAAGGUAUUUUUAUUCGUUCACUAUCAACUUAUGAUUCCUUCACCUUUUUGUAUCAUUCCAUCUCUAAAUACGUGUAAAAGAAGUUCAAGAUCCUUUUAAAGAUGUAUUGUUGAUUUAUUGAUUUAAUGAUUUAUUUGUUGUUGAUGUUUGUGUACUAUUCAUUUCUUCACAACUAUGGGAAGUCAAAAUGGUGUUUAUGUUGAAAUAUAUCCUCAAACACCGACCGCCACUUCUCUUUUUCUGACUCUUCUCUGCAUCAGUGGUCUUAGCAGUUUCCUCAAAUUAAAACCCAACUGUUGGAGGUAUCGUGGACUUAUUACAUUUUUUUUUUUUUUGGGGGUCUCCUCAAUGUUCUGCAGCUUAUUAUUUCUAAAAUAAUAAUUUGAAAAUUAAAAUGAUGCAAAAAAGUGGAAAUUCCUCGUCUUCCAAAAUACUUUUAACCCUGGAGCGAGUUUAGGAACAACCCCCUGGAGCGAGUUUAGGAACAACCCCCUGGAGCGAGUUUAGGAACAACCCCCUGGAGCGAGUUUAGGAACAACCCCCUGGAGCGAGUUUAGGAACAACCCCCUGGAGCGAGUUUAGGAACAACCCCCUGGAGCGAGUUUAGGAACAACCCCCUGGAGCGAGUUUAGGAACAACCCCCUGGAGCGAGUUUAGGAACAACCCCCUGGAGCGAGUUUAGGAACAACCCCCUGGAGCGAGUUUAGGAACAACCCCCUUGAAGUUUGGGACCCAGUUUGCACAACAGUUGUGGCAAACCAUGGCACAACGUUUUCUCAACGUUGCGUGAACUGAAUGGUUUGUUAACUAUUGGUCCAGCGUUGCAGACCCAUGUCAGGCUUGUGAUAUGAAGUGUAAAUCUGUUUUUAAUUGGAAUUAUUUUUUACAAUUUUUUUUGAAGAUCAGAUAGUGAUCUUUGUACCAUAACUAAGCCACGUUUGUAAUUGUAUAAUAUUUACUGUAAGAUGUAGGCCAUUGAAUAACUAUUAAACAUUUCCUAUAAAAGGAA